AUGAGUGAUCGCCACAAAACUCCUCGAGUUUUUGCUAGUGGCUCUCAGAAGAGGAAAUUGCAAGCAGAACGUAAAAAGAAAUCUGAAGAAACUUUAGCUAAAACAUCCAAACUGACCAAUUUUUUAUUUUUAUCAAAUAAAGAAGAAAUCCCUCAAGAUCCUAAAAAAACAGUAGGAGAUUCAACAGAAGAUGAAGACGUGGUCGACAGUAUCCAAGAUCAUCCUGAGGCUGAGGUUUCAUCAAGUGAUAACACACAGUUUUCUAUAACUGAAUAUCAGCUCCAAGAUGAAGCAACAUUUUGCGGUCUCAAAAAUGACAUAGGUCUUUGGCCUGCUAAUAUAACAAAAUAA
Macrosiphum euphorbiae (potato aphid) is the source of this 351-nucleotide messenger RNA. NCBI's taxonomy places the organism in Eukaryota, Metazoa, Arthropoda, Insecta, Hemiptera, Aphididae. The record is from the annotation of a GenBank genome assembly.